AUGGGGACGAGGGGAAGGAGGAAUCGGAAACAAGCCAGCAUUGCCCAGGUCGUCUCUCUCCGAGGCUUCAACCAAAUUGAGACAGCCGAGAGCUUGCAAGGCAGAGAUAAGUGCGAACGGAAGAGACGAAGCAGAAACAGAGGCAGACGCAGUGGAAGACGAAGAAAUAAGUGCAAGAUUCCUUUUCCUUUGCCUUUCGAUCUGGUGCUCGAAAUUCUGAAGAGAUUGCCAGCAAAGUCCCUAAUGAGGUUCAAGUGCGUCUCAAAGGAGUGGUCAUCAGUCAUCUCUGGUCCAUACUUCACCAAGCUUUUUCUUACCGCCACUGGACAACAAGCACCACGCCUCUUCUUGUGUUUAGUGGAGAGAGACGUGGAAAAUCUACUGCUGUCAUCAUCAACCUCUCCUCCAGACAAGAAUUGGUUUGUGGUCAGCCAAGAUUUGACCAUCCCAAAGUUGCCAUCUCUCUACUUCUUCAACGGUCUUCACGGCUUGAUCUGUUUCACAAUCUCUAGCACAGAGGCUUGUGUCUAUAACCCCACCACUGGACAACUCUUGAAACUACCCUCCAUCAACAACUCCAACAUGCCUCAAAUGGUGACUACCCGUUACUUUAUCGGACAUGAUCCCGUUAGUGAUCAAUACAAAAUACUCUGCACGAUCGCGUCUUUCUCGGGAGAUCUUGAAAACAUGAAGUCGGAGCAUUGGGUCUUGCUACUAGGAGCAGGAGGUUCGUGGAAAAAGGUGGAGUCUUAUGAUCUUCAUCAUGCUCCGGGCACAAUAGGGCGGUCUAUCAAUGGACCUGUAGUACAUUAUUUGGCUUGGCUUGAUUUUCACACUUGUGCGGUUGUGAGUUUCGACAUAAGGUCCGAAGUGUUGACUACUGUCCCAGUACCUCAACCCCAGGAGGCCGAGCGGUCUUCAGCUACGAUGAAGGCGGGCCUUGUGGAGUAUUGUGGAAAAAUAGCUGUUUUUGAUAAUAGCCUUAUAGACAAGGGUUCGGUGGAUAUAUGGGUAUUAGAGGACGCCGGGAAGAUGGAAUGGUCUAACAAGACUCUGUUUUUGCGGCCUCGUCAAAGGCAUUUAGUCGAUGACUUUUUACUAGUCGUAAAAGGUACAACCCGGGACGGCAAGGUCAUCUUGGCACCGUGCAUGAUGCGUUCUCGGUUCUACAUUCUGUUUUAUGAUAUGCACAGCAAUGAUUUGACAAAGAUCCAAAUCAAAGGAGUACCAAAAUUGUGGUUUGACAAAGACUGCUUUUCUGACUUUAAGUUCAUGGAUGAGAGUGAUAGCAAUAUUUGUUUUCGAUGCCUUUAA
Messenger RNA from Microthlaspi erraticum, 1314 nucleotides. The record is from the annotation of a GenBank genome assembly. Lineage: Eukaryota; Viridiplantae; Streptophyta; Magnoliopsida; Brassicales; Brassicaceae.